GGCACCGCCGCCGCGCGCGCGAUGAUGGCGGCGGCCGUGGCCCGGGGAGGAGGAGGAGGCGGCGGCGGCGGCGGCAGCAGCAGCAGCAGCAGCAGCAGCAGCUCUGGCUCCGGCUCCGGCGCUUCACGGGGCUUCUAUUUCAAUACGGUCCUAUCAUUGGCCCGCUCCCUGGCGGUGCAGAGACCGGCAUCGUUGGAGAAGGUCCAAAAGCUGCUUUGUAUGUGCCCAGUAGAUUUCCAUGGGAUCUUCCAAUUGGAUGAACGACGGAGAGAUGCAGUGAUUGCAUUGGGCAUUUUUCUCGUUGAAUCUGAUCUUCAGCAUAAAGAUUCCGUGGUUCCUUACCUUCUCCGACUGCUUAAAGGUCUUCCGAAAGUGUAUUGGGUAGAAGAAAGCACAGCUCGGAAAGGCAGAGCCACCCUCCCGGUUGCAGAGAGUUUCAGCUUCUGCUUGGUCACUUUGCUGUCUGAUGUGGCUUAUAGGGACCCCUCACUUCGGGAUGAGAUUUUAGAGGCACUUUUGCAGGUUUUGCAUGUUCUUUUGGGAAUGUGCCAGGCCUUGGAGAUUCAAGAAAAAGAAUACCUUUGCAAAUACGCGAUCCCAUGCCUGAUAGGAAUCUCACGAGCAUUUGGGCGUUACAGCAACACGGAAGAGUCUCUCCUGUCAAAACUGUUCCCCAAAGUCCCUCCUCAUUCCCUCCGAGUCCCUGAGGAGCUUGAAGGCGUGCGGAGGCGAUCUUUCAAUGACUUCCGUUCCAUCCUCCCCAGCAAUCUGCUGACAGUGUGUCAGGAGGGCACCCUGAAGAGGAAGACCAGCAGCGUGUCCAGCAUCUCUCAGGUCAGCCCUGAACGUGGGAUGCCCCCUCCCAGCUCCCCUGGAGGAUCUGCUUUUCACUACUUUGAAGUGUCUUGCUUACCUGAUGGGAGUGCCCUGGAGCCCGAUCACUACUUCUCCACCAUCAGUUCCAGCUUUUCAGUUUCUCCUCUUUUCAAUGGCAUCACCUAUAAGGAAUUCAGUAUUCCACUAGAAAUGCUUCGAGAACUCUUAAACUUGGUGAAGAAGAUUGUCGAGGAGCCUGUUCUCAAGUCCUUGGAUGCAGUUGUAGCCAGCGUGAUAGAGGUACACCUCCCAACCUCCUUUGUGAAGGAGAUCCAUGAUUUUGUGCUGGAGCAGUUCAACACGAGCCAGGGGGAGCUUCAGAAGAUUCUGCAUGAUGCAGACCGGAUCCACAAUGAGCUGAGCCCCCUCAAGCUGCGUUGCCAGGCAAAUGCUGCCUGUGUGGACCUCAUGGUCUGGGCUGUGAAGGAUGAGCAAGGUGCAGAAAAUCUUUGCAUUAAGCUGUCUGAGAAGCUGCAGUCUAAGACAUCCAGCAAAGUCAUCAUUGCCCAUUUGCCCUUGCUUAUCUGCUGUCUGCAGGGUCUGGGCCGCCUGUGUGAGAGGUUCCCGGUGGUGGUACAUUCGGUGACGCCAUCUCUGCGGGACUUCCUGGUUGUUCCAUCCCCCGUGCUGGUGAAGCUCUAUAAGUGCCACAGUCAAUACCACACAGUUGCUGGUAAUGAUAUAAAAAUCAGUGUAACCAACGAGCAUUCUGAGUCAACCCUGAAUGUCAUGCCGGGAAAGAAGAGCCAACCCUCCAUGUAUGAGCAGCUUCGGGACAUUGCCAUUGACAACAUCUGCAGGUGCCUGAAAGCUGGCUUGACUGUGGACCCAGUGAUCGUGGAGGCCUUCCUGGCCAGCCUCUCCAACCGGCUCUACAUCUCCCAGGAGAGUGACAAAGACGCUCACUUGAUUCCUGACCACACCAUCCGAGCCUUGGGACACAUCGCAGUGGCCCUGAGGGACACUCCAAAGGUCAUGGAACCGAUUCUGCAGAUCCUGCAACAGAAAUUCUGCCAGCCCCCUUCCCCCCUUGACGUUCUCAUCAUCGACCAGCUAGGCUGCCUGGUUAUCACCGGAAACCAAUACAUUUAUCAGGAAGUGUGGAAUCUCUUCCAGCAGAUUAGUGUGAAGGCCAGCUCUGUCGUGUACUCAGCUACUAAAGAUUACAAGGAUCAUGGCUAUAGGCACUGCUCCCUGGCAGUGAUCAAUGCCCUGGCCAACAUUGCAGCCAACAUCCAGGACGAGCACCUUGUGGACGAGCUGCUCAUGAACCUGCUGGAGCUGUUUGUGCAGCUGGGGCUGGAGGGAAAGCGCGCCAGUGAGCGGGCCAGCGAGAAGGGGCCCGCCCUGAAGGCUUCUAGCAGUGCGGGGAACUUGGGUGUACUCAUUCCUGUAAUCGCUGUGCUCACCCGAAGGUUGCCUCCCAUCAAAGAAGCCAAACCUCGGUUGCAGAAGCUCUUCCGGGACUUCUGGCUCUAUUCUGUGCUGAUGGGAUUCGCAGUGGAGGGGUCAGGACUUUGGCCAGAAGAAUGGUACGAAGGGGUCUGUGAAAUAGCCACCAAGUCACCCCUGCUCACGUUUCCCAGCAAAGAACCACUGCGUUCCGUCCUCCAGUAUAACUCGGCCAUGAAAAACGACACAGUCACCCCUGCUGAACUGAGUGAGCUCCGCAGCACCAUCAUCAACCUGCUGGACCCUGCCCCCGAAGUGUCCGCCCUCAUCAACAAGCUGGACUUUGCCAUGUCCACCUAUCUCCUGUCUGUUUAUCGGCUGGAAUAUAUGAGGGUACUACGUUCAACAGAUCCUGACCGCUUCCAGGUAAUGUUCUGCUACUUUGAAGAUAAAGCUAUUCAGAAAGACAAAUCUGGGAUGAUGCAGUGUGUGAUUGCCGUCGCAGACAAAGUAUUUGAUGCCUUCCUAAACAUGAUGGCAGAUAAAGCUAAGACCAAGGAAAAUGAGGAAGAGCUGGAGCGGCAUGCGCAGUUUCUCCUGGUGAACUUCAACCACAUUCACAAGAGGAUACGGAGGGUGGCAGACAAGUAUCUGUCUGGUCUAGUGGAUAAGUUUCCCCACUUGCUCUGGAGCGGGACAGUGCUGAAGACCAUGCUGGACAUCCUCCAGACCCUGUCACUGUCAUUGAGCGCUGACAUUCACAAGGACCAGCCUUACUACGACAUUCCUGAUGCCCCCUAUCGGAUCACCGUUCCAGACACCUGUGAAGCCCGAGAGAGCAUCGUGAAGGACUUCGCGGCGCGCUGUGGAAUGAUCCUACAGGAGGCAAUGAAGUGGGCACCUACGGUCACCAAGUCCCACUUACAGGAAUAUCUGAACAAACAUCAGAACUGGGUAUCAGGACUGUCCCAGCACACGGGGCUGGCCAUGGCCACCGAAAGCAUCCUUCACUUUGCCGGCUACAACAAGCAGAACACCACUCUCGGGGCAACUCAGCUAACAGAGCGCCCGGCCUGUGUGAAGAAAGAUUAUUCCAAUUUCAUGGCAUCCCUGAAUCUACGCAACCGCUAUGCGGGCGAGGUGUAUGGAAUGAUUCGGUUCUCAGAUGCCACUGGCCAGAUAUCUGACCUGAACAAAAUGAUGGUCCAGGAGCUGAAUACAGCAUUAGAUCUCAGUAAUCCCCAGCACUACACACAGGCCAUGUUCAAGCUGACAGCAAUGCUCAUCAGCAGCAAAGAUUGUGACCCACAGCUCCUCCAUCAUCUGUGUUGGGGUCCCCUCCGGAUGUUCAACGAGCAUGGCAUGGAGACUGCCCUGGCCUGCUGGGAGUGGCUACUGGCUGGCAAGAACGGAGUGGAAGUGCCGUUUAUGCGGGAGAUGGCAGGAGCCUGGCAGAUGACAGUGGAGCAGAAGUUCGGCCUGUUUUCCGCGGAGAUAAAGGAAGCAGACCCCCUGGCAGCAUCGGAAGCCAGUCAACCCAAACCGUGUGCCCCCGAAGUGACCCCCCACUACAUUUGGAUUGACUUCCUGGUGCAGCGGUUCGAGAUCGCCAAGUACUGCAGCUCCGACCAAGUGGAGAUCUUCUCCAGCCUGCUGCAGCGCUCCAUGUCCCUGAACAUCGGUGGGGCCAAGGGGAGCAUGAACCGUCACGUGGCAGCCAUCGGGCCUCGCUUCAAACUGCUGACUCUGGGGCUGGCCCUUCUGCACGCCGAUGUGGUCCCAAACGCGACCAUUCGCAACGUGCUUCGUGAGAAGAUCUACUCAACCGCCUUUGACUACUUCAGUUGCCCCCCAAAGUUCCCCACUCAAGGAGAAAAGAGGCUACGUGAAGACAUAAGCAUUAUGAUUAAAUUUUGGACAGCCAUGUUCUCUGAUAAGAAGUACCUGACUGCCAGCCAGCUUGUUCCCCCAGAUAACCAAGACACCCGGAGCAAUCUGGACAUAGCAGUUGGCUCUCGGCAACAGGCCACUCAAGGCUGGAUCAACACCUACCCCCUGUCCAGUGGCAUGUCCACCAUCUCAAAGAAGUCAGGCAUGUCCAAGAAGACUAACCGGGGCUCCCAGCUGCACAAGUACUACAUGAAGCGCAGGACGCUGCUGCUGUCCCUGCUGGCCACUGAGAUUGAGCGUCUCAUCACAUGGUACAACCCACUGUCGGCCCCGGAGUUGGAGCUGGACCAGGCCGGAGAGAACAGCGUGGCCAACUGGAGGUCCAAAUAUAUCAGCCUGAGCGAGAAGCAGUGGAAAGACAAUGUUAACCUUGCCUGGAGCAUCUCUCCUUACCUGGCCGUGCAGCUGCCAGCCAGGUUUAAGAACACAGAAGCCAUCGGCAACGAAGUGACCCGUCUCGUUCGGUUGGACCCAGGAGCCGUUAGUGACAUUCCCGAAGCUAUCAAGUUUCUGGUCACCUGGCACACCAUCGAUGCCGACGCCCCUGAGCUCAGCCAUGUGCUGUGCUGGGCACCCGCAGACCCACCCACAGGCCUCUCCUACUUCUCCAGCAUGUACCCACCGCACCCUCUCACGGCCCAGUACGGGGUGAAAGUCCUGCGGUCCUUCCCUCCGGAUGCUAUCCUAUUCUACAUCCCCCAGAUUGUGCAGGCCCUCAGGUAUGACAAGAUGGGCUACGUACGGGAGUAUAUUCUGUGGGCAGCGUCCAAAUCCCAGCUUCUGGCACACCAGUUUAUCUGGAACAUGAAAACUAACAUCUAUCUGGAUGAAGAAGGGCACCAGAAGGACCCUGACAUCGGCGACCUCCUGGAGCAGUUAGUGGAGGAGAUCACAGGCUCCUUGUCAGGCCCAGCCAAGGACUUCUACCAGCGGGAAUUUGAUUUCUUUAACAAGAUCACCAAUGUGUCUGCUAUCAUCAAGCCCUACCCUAAAGGCGACGAGAGAAAGAAGGCAUGCCUGUCGGCUCUGUCUGAAGUAAAAGUGCAGCCUGGCUGCUACCUGCCCAGCAACCCCGAGGCCAUCGUAUUGGACAUCGACUACAAGUCCGGGACACCCAUGCAGAGUGCUGCAAAAGCCCCGUAUCUGGCUAAGUUUAAGGUGAAACGAUGUGGUGUUAGUGAACUCGAAAAAGAAGGUCUUCGGUGCCGCUCAGACUCUGAGGACGAGUGUGGCACACAGGAGGCUGAUGGCCAAAAGAUCUCAUGGCAGGCGGCCAUCUUCAAAGUGGGAGAUGACUGCCGACAGGAUAUGCUGGCCCUGCAGAUUAUUGACCUUUUCAAGAAUAUCUUCCAGCUGGUUGGCCUGGACCUCUUUGUCUUCCCAUACCGGGUGGUGGCCACCGCCCCUGGGUGCGGAGUGAUUGAGUGCAUCCCCGACUGUACCUCUCGGGACCAGCUGGGCCGCCAGACGGACUUCGGCAUGUAUGAUUACUUCACGCGCCAAUAUGGGGACGAGUCCACCCUGGCCUUCCAGCAGGCUCGCUACAACUUUAUCCGGAGCAUGGCUGCCUACAGCCUCCUGCUGUUCCUGCUGCAGAUCAAGGACAGGCACAACGGCAACAUCAUGCUGGACAAGAAGGGCCACAUCAUCCACAUCGACUUUGGCUUCAUGUUUGAAAGCUCACCGGGUGGCAACCUUGGCUGGGAACCAGACAUCAAGCUGACUGAUGAGAUGGUGAUGAUCAUGGGGGGCAAGAUGGAGGCCACACCCUUCAAAUGGUUCAUGGAGAUGUGUGUCCGUGGCUACCUGGCCGUGCGGCCCUACAUGGAUGCAGUUGUCUCUCUCGUCACUCUCAUGUUGGACACGGGCCUGCCUUGCUUCCGUGGCCAGACAAUCAAGCUCUUGAAGCACAGGUUCAGCCCCAACAUGACCGAGAGAGAGGCUGCAAACUUCAUCAUGAAGGUCAUUCAGAGCUGCUUCCUCAGUAACAGGAGCCGGACCUACGACAUGAUCCAGUACUAUCAGAACGACAUCCCCUACUGA
Puma concolor (puma) is the source of this 6261-nucleotide messenger RNA. The record is from RefSeq and is a predicted model, not a curated record. NCBI's taxonomy places the organism in Eukaryota, Metazoa, Chordata, Mammalia, Carnivora, Felidae.